Molecule: messenger RNA, 576 nt
Organism: Trichechus manatus latirostris (Florida manatee)
Lineage: Eukaryota; Metazoa; Chordata; Mammalia; Sirenia; Trichechidae
Product: interferon lambda-1
Exons: 5
Coding region: 1-576 (191 amino acids)
Biological process (GO): positive regulation of immune response; cell surface receptor signaling pathway via JAK-STAT; defense response to virus
Molecular function (GO): cytokine activity
Source: RefSeq, a predicted model, not a curated record
AUGGUUGCAACACGGGGCCUAGUGCUGGUGACCGUAGUGCUGGGCUUGGCCAGAGCAAGCCCUGUCCCCACUUCCAAACCCACCACAACCAGGAGGGGCUGCCACAUUGACAGGUUCAAAUCUCUGUCUCCACGGGAGCUGGACGCCUUCAAAAAGGCCAAGGAUGCACUGGAAGAGUCGUUCUUGCCGAAGAGCUGGAGCUGCAGAUCCCAUCUCUUCCCCAGGACCUGGGACCUGAGGGAGCUGCAGGUGUGGGAGCGCCCUGUGGCCUUGGAGGCUGAGCUGGCCCUGACGCUGAAAGUCCUGGGAUCUGUGGCUGACUCGGCCCUGGGGGCCUUCCUGGAACAGCCCCUUCACACACUGCGCCACAUCCACUCCAAGCUGCAGGCCUGUGUCCCGGCUCAGCCCACAGCAGACCCCAGACCCCAGGGCCGCCUCCACCGCUGGCUGCAUAGGCUCCAGGAGGCCACAAAGAUGGAGUCUCGAAGCUGCGUCGAGGCCUCUGUCACGUUCAACCUCUUCCGCCUCCUCACACGGGACCUGAAAUGUGUCGCCAGCGGGGACCAGUGUGCCUGA